UCGAACUACUUGUCAAAACAAGUUUCACAAUUUGUUGGUUUCGUGUCAAAAUUAUGUCGUUUUAACGAAGCCUGAUUAACUAAUCUGCGCACCACGAUGACUGCGCCCUCCACCUCCCGUGCCAAGCAGGCAACAGAUCCCGCAAAGGAUCUAUCUGCUCCCAUCCAUGGAUUGAGCCGGAAUCGGAAGCGUCAGGAGAGGCGAAAGCAGCGCCUGCACGAAAUGCAAAAUCUGCUGUACACCAAACACUUUUCAAACUACAGACUUCCUGCGUCGCUGGCCGCCCCACCUCCCGAAGAUCAGCUGCUCCAACUGCAGCUGCAGAACUUUGAUUCGCUUACCGAGCAGCCGCCCAGCAGCAGGAAAAACCCGCUUCCUGUGAACGCCUCUAGCGAUUCGCCGUGGACCCGACUGCGCCUGGUGGCAUGCCCAUGUCACGGAUGCCUCUGCUCGGUUGAGCCCAGCGCUCUACUGGGUCACUAUUUAAGUGACCAUCUGCCGGGAAUGGGGAUUCCGUUCUUGGAGCUGGAAGUGGGCAAGCGAGUAUCCCUAACAUGUCAAGUUAGCAGUUUGGAAAGAGAUGUCAACUCCCUGUUGGGGGUCUAUUGCUAUCGGCGCACUGGCCUCAAUCCCCUUAAAUGCCACCGAAACACCUAUCUGCCGGUGGAAUACCGCUGCUACUCGCAGCAUAGCGCCCUCAUGAUCUUCGCCUGCCGCACCAUGCACUCGGUGCUGUGGGCAAGGAAGCGUGUCGAACACGAGGUCCUGGCCAUCUGGGUGGCUACUCCCUUGCACGGUGUGGCCAUCACUCUGCGGCUGCUGGUCCAACCGGCCAACUCGGCACGUUACUACACAAAGCAGAUAAAAGCUCGUCCGAUGCUGCCAUUGUCGUCGAACCAAACCUGCAGCGAGUUCAUCAAGACCGAUAGCAACGUGAUGCUCAUCAGCUUUGAGGACCUUCGACCACUAAUGGAUUUAGAUGUGUGGCAACAAUUGCUAAACGUCGAACUGAAGGUGAUCAGCGAGGCAAGAAUAUAAUUGAAAUAUAU
Messenger RNA from Drosophila teissieri, 1049 nucleotides. RefSeq lists its product as uncharacterized. The transcript has a single exon. The coding region runs from base 97 to 1038 and encodes 313 amino acids. The record is from RefSeq and is a predicted model, not a curated record. NCBI's taxonomy places the organism in Eukaryota, Metazoa, Arthropoda, Insecta, Diptera, Drosophilidae.